AUGUCCGUCCUGCAGCCAGUGGAGCAACUCUCUCUGGCGCAGCUGGAAAUCAAGUUCCAGUCCCACAGGUCCUCAGUGUGUCCCUGUACAAGGUGCUGCAUGCAACCCUGAGGGGAGUGAGACACAAGGCCAACCGCAGGCUGGUGCUGUCCUAGUUGGCGCAGCAGGAUCCAGAGCCAAAUCCCUCACCCUGGCAGAGAACUGGCGUAAACUGGGUCACACGGACUGGUACUGAAGCUGCAGCCACACCCUGACCACGGAUACCUUCAUGUCCCACCACCCGGGGGAACGCCGCCCCGUUCAGGCCGACCGUAACCCUCCCAGAGUUCCAGGCCUCACUGGUGGCUGUAUCCCUGAACCCUCUGCAGUGCCGCUCUUGGCGGAAGAGGAGCGCCGUCUACCUCCCGGUGACGCCCAGCAAUGUGUGUAAACCCAGCCGCCUCUACAUCGACUUCAAGGGCUGGCAGGACUGGACCAUCACUCCGCAGAGCUACUGGCCAACUACUGGCACGCUGAGAGCCUGAACUGCACCAACCACGCCGUCCUGCAGACACUGGUACAGUCCCUGGACCCCCGCAGCACGCCCCAGCCCUGCAGUGUACCCAUCCACCUGUCACCUGUCUCCAUGCUCUACUACGACAACAACAACAACAUAGUCCUAUGCCACUACCAGGACAUGGAGGUGGAUGAAUGUGGCUGCAGAUGAAAUACAUUAGGAGGUGUGAAAAGGGGAUUUAUAUAACAUUUAAGAGAGUGGUUGGUGGAGUGGAUUUUAGGAAAGUUUCAUUUGCCAUGUUAUUUUUAUUUCAUCACUCAUAAAUAAAACCGAUAUAUUUAGGGAGUCUCCUGCAUUAUUUAGACAGAUGGUCUCUACUCAGUUUAAUACAGACACACCUAUCAGCUAACACAGAAAGUUCCGCUAGAAAUUGACUUCAUAGAACAGACAUACAAGUUAUCCCUCUCUGUCCUCUCUGUUUCACUCUGCAGUAAAAAAAAAGGUGGUUGUCCCACUGGCUAUCAUAAGUUGAAUGCACCAAUUUGUAAGUCGCUCUGGAUAAGAGCAUCUGCUAAAUGAUGUAAAUGUUAACACUGGAUCGUCAUAUAUCUGUGUUGAUCCUGGAUCGUCAUAUAUCUGUGUUGAUCCUGGAUCGUCAUAUAUCUGUGUUGAUCCUGGAUCGUCAUAUAUCUGUGUUGAUCCUGGAUCGUCAUAUAUCUGUGUUGAUCCUGGAUCGUCAUAUAUCUGUGUUGAUCCUGGAUCGUCAUAUAACAGUGUUGAUCCUGGAUUGUUGUUUAGCUGUAUUAAUCCUGGAUCAUGCCCCAUGAAAUCAGGAUGUUCCACUGAGUCCAUAUAAAAAACGCUAUUUGUAGAAUUGUUUGUUAUUUGUCUAAAACACUAUAGAGAGGGUUUUAGCAUAGAGACUUGAGUGAGGUUAGGGGGAGGUGUAGUCUGAAAACCUACUUCUUCAUGAGUGUCUUGAUUAAUGCCACAACCCCCCCCCCCCCCCCCCCCCAUCUGCUAAAGGACUAAAAUGUAAAAUGUGUAACAGAGGUGAGUCAGACUCAUGCUCUCGUGAUGAGGUAGCCCUGCCUGGUACUUCAAAAUCAGUGUCACCCUCGGUCCAAGAGGUACUUCCUUCUUGGCCAAUUGGUUCAGAUGUUUGUUUUCCACUCAGGAUACCAGGGUUCAGAUCCUAUCUGUGACAGAGUCAUGACUCAGAGGUGGGAUUCUUGACCUGUGCAGGGGGGACUUGUUUAGGGGUGAGGGUUGUACUCAGGCUGACUGGGGGGGGGGGGUCCUAAUGGAAGUUGUACUCAUGUUCAUGCACACAAAAAACACUAGAGGUGUACACAGGUUCACUUCCAAUGUUUAUGUUGUAUUAGGGCCUUAUUGGGGCCCUGGAGUAAAGCAUUUGUGUGUGUGUCUCCAACACCUUUCAUUGGUAGAAUUCAUUAUUCCAGAGCCUUGCAUAUAGGUGAUAACAGGAGCCUCUGGUGUGAUGAACUUUAAACAAGUCAAACUAACAUCAUUCAAGAGUUGUUCACUUACCCACUAGAGACACUAUAGUCCCAGUGACAUCAGGCACAAAGCACAGGUUGAGUUUUGCUGAUGCAAUAUGCUUUUUGAGAAUUGUGUGUGUGUGUGUGUGUGUGUGUGUGUGUGUGUGUGUGUGUGUUGUGUGUGUGUGUGUGUGUGUGUGUGUGUGUGUGUUGUUUGACUGACUGACUGACUGUGUGUGUGUGUGUGUGUGUGUGUGUGUGUGUGUGUGUGUGUGUGUUUGUGUGUUGUUUGACUGACUGACUGACUGUGUGUGUGUGUGUGUGUGUGUGUGUGUGUGUGUGUGUGUGUGUGUGUGUGUGUGUGUGUGUGUGUGUGUGUGUGUGUGUGUGUGUGACUGACUGACUGACUGUGUGUGUGUGUGUGUGUGUGUGUGUGUGUGUGUGUGUGUGUGUGUGUGUGUGUUUGUGUGACUGACUGACUGUGUGUGUGUGUGUGUGUGUGUGUGUGUGUGUUUGUGUGUGUGUGUGUGUGUGUGUGUGUGUGUGUGUGUGUGUGUGUGUGUGUGUGUGUGUGUGUGUGUGUGUGUGUUGUUUGACACCUUUAAUUGGUAGAGUGAUAUAUGUGUCGUUAUUACAGAGCCUUGCAUGGUAGUGCUAACAGGUCCCUCUGGAAUCUGAGAGAACAACAAACCAUACAAAAAUAUGAUUGGAUCAGAAUACUACAGGGUCAUGUCUGGCAAAUAUGUGUCCCAAUGAUGUAACUGUCUCCCUCAACUUGAAUAACUAUUUCAUAAUUCAGUUCAGAUGGACAUUUUUACAAGUCUAUGUAAUGUCCCUAUGGAAUGCCAUUAGUGCAUCCACCAUAAAGAUAUGCCAUCUUAUCAACUGCCUGACUGUCAAUGUUCUCAUGCACUGGCCAAAUGACAUAUGCCGUCAUCUGUCCUGUAGUUUAUCAAGGCCUUCCUUCCAAAUCUAAUUUCAUUGUCUUGAGUAUUGGAAGUCUAAAGAACUUCAGUAUAAGAUUUUGCAUUUGAAUCGCAGGGCUGGCAUUUAACGCUCACCGGUAGUUUUGUAUCUUAUGAUAACUAGCUUAUUGCUGACCAUUUUUCCAGAAACACAACCUCUGUUUGGAGCUCCAUCUAUGCAAAAUAUUUGAUGGGUUUGAUAAGUGGCAACCUGUCACUAGUUCCCAGAACCUUUAUAGAAACUUAGGAAAGGGUUCUUUAAAGCACCAUAAAGGUUUCAAUUAGAACCUUACGAUCAUGGUUCUUUAUCUCUUUAACUGUCUCUUCUAGAAAAACAUGUAGAAACAAUUAUUUCAUCUUAAAUUCCUGUUACUAACAACUCAAACAGGAAUUUCCAAUAGUGUUUUUCUUUAACUUGCUGUUUAUUCUACCAGGCACUUGAGAAGUCAAGAGGGUCGUACCAGCGAUACCAUAUUAGAAUGGCAAUUUGCAUAGCAUUUUUACUCAUCUCAACAAUAUUGCAAAGUGCCAGACCCGAUCUCCACCGCAGUGAGGGGCCGGUGUACGCACCCGGAGAUCGAGUCUGGCUCUCUACCAGAAACCUACCCCUCCGCCUGCCCUGCCGGAAGUUGGGUCGGCGGUUUGUGGGGCCUUUUAAAGUCCUGAGAAGAUUGAACGAGGUGUGUUAUAGGUUACAUCUACCUGUUGAAUAUAAGAAUAUUAACCCCUCGUUCCAUGUGUCUCUUCUCAUGCCGGUGGUAGCUGGUCCACUCCAGGAAGGUGAGAUAGGAGAGACUCCUCCGCCCCCACUGGACAUCGAGGGGGCUCCGGCGUACACCGUUCGGUCCAUCUUGGACUCAAGACGCCGGAUGCGGGGUCUCCAGUAUCUCGUGGAGUGGGAGGGGUACGGCCCGGAGGAGCGGUGCUGGGUGCCGCGGAGGGACAUCCUAGACCCAUCUCUCCUGUCGGAGUUCCACCGGGACCAUCCCGCGCGCCCUGCUCCGCGUCCUCCUGGUCGUCCCCGAGGCCGGGGUCGGCGCACGGCUGGAGCCGCGCAUCAAGGGGGGGGGGUACUGUCACGGUUUCGGCCGAGGCUGCUCCUCCUCCUGGUUCGGGCAGGCUUCGGCGGUCGUCGUCCCCGGAGUACUAGCUGCCACCGAUCUAUGUUUCAUGUUCGUUUGGUUUUGUCUUGAUGUUGUACACCUGUGUCUAGUUAGUCCUCGUUAGUGUCCUAUUUAGUUCUCGUUGUGUGUGUUGGGUGUUGUGUGUGAUUACGCUUCUGUUUGGUGUUUGAGCUACGUAUCUUCCCUCCGUUGUUUGGAGAGGUUUUCGCACAUGUUAGUGCGCCGUUUGUUUGACGCCUGUGUGCGCCUUUAUUUCGCCUCCGGGCUUAUUGUGCUCAUUUACUACGUGAAUAUUUCACUAAAGUCUUUUGGACUGAGCUUCUGCGUCCUGCGCUUGAUUCCUGCACCACACCCACCUUCAGCACCCCUUGACAAAUACCCCAUAAUGACAAAGCAAAAACAGGUUUUUAGAAAUGUUAGCAAAUGUAUAAAAAUAAAGAAGGAAAUCAUCUAUUUACAGAACUGAAGGGCAUGCUGCCUGGCCUCCUGUAGCUCAGUUGGUAGAGCAUGGCGCUUGCAACGCCAGGGUUGUGGGUUCGACUCCCACGGGGGGGCAGUAUGAAAAAUGUAUGCACUCACUAACUGUAAGUCCCUCUGGAUAAGAGCGUCUGCUAAAUGACUAAAAUUUAAAUUAAAAAAUAUUCAGACUCUUUACUCAGUACUUUGUUAAAGCACAUUUGGCAGCGAUUACAGCCUCAAGUCUUCUUGGGUGUGACACACCUGUAUUUGGGGAGUUUCUCCCAUUCUUCUCUGCAGAUCCUCUCAAGCUCUGUCAGGUUGGAUGUGGAGCGUCGCUGCACAGCUAUUUUCAGGUCUCUCCAGAGAUGUUCGAUCAGGUUCAAGUCAGGGCUCUGCCUGGGCUACUCAUAGACUUAUCCCGAAGCCACUCCUGCGUUGUCUUGGCUGUGUGAUUAGGGUCGUUGUCCUGUUGGAAGGUGAACCUUUACCCCAGUCUGAGGUCCUGAGAGCUCUUGAGCAGGUUUUCAUCUCUCUGUACUUUGCUCCGUUCAUCUUUCCCUUGAUCCUGACUAGUCUCCCAGUCCCUGCCGCUGAAAAACAUCCACACAGCAUGAUGCUGCCACUACCAUGCUUCACCGCAGGGAUGGUGCCAGGUUUCCUCCAGACGUGACGCUUGGCAGCAAGGCCAAAGAGUUCAAUUUUGGUUUCAUCAGACCAGAGAAUCUUGUUUCUCAUGGUCUGAGAGUCCUUUAGGUGCCUUUUACUGAGGAGUGGCUUCCGUCUGGCCACUCUACCAUAAAGGCCUGAUUGGUGGAGUGCUGCAGAGAUGGUUGUCCUUCUGGAAGGUUCUUCCAUCUCCACAGGGGAAUUAUGGUGCUCUGUGACCAUCACCUCCCUGACCAAGGCAAAUCUCCCCCGAUUGCUGAGUUUGGCCGGGCGGCCAGCUCUAGGAAGAGUCUUGGUGGUUCCACUGUGUUCUUGGGGACCUUUCCAAAUCAUGUCCAAUCAAUUGAAUUUACCACAGGUGGACUCCAAUCAAGUUGUAGAAACAUCUCAAGGAUGAUCAAUGGAAACAGGAUGCAUCUGAGCUCAAUUUCGAGUCUCAUAGCAAAGUGUCUGAAUACUUAUCUAAAUAAGGUCCUUGUUUUUUUAUCUGCCACAAUUUGCAAAAAAACUGUUUUCGCUUUGUCAUUAUGGGGUAUUGUUUGUAGACUGAUGAGGAAAAACAUUUAUUUAAUCAAUUUGAGAAUAAGGCUGUAACCUAACAAAAUGUGGAAAAAGUCAACGGGUCUGAAUAAUUUCCCAAUGCACUGUAUCAACCGCCUGGUUAAGCACAUUUUUACGAAAUUCUUGCUUUUGAACCUUUUUACAUUGAAACUUUUGUAUUUACAUAUUCCUACUAUUCAAGGUCUCUACUGACAGGAAUGGUGCUAUAUUAAUCCCUCACUAAUUGAAUUCCUGACUUUUGUACAACAACUUUGGUGACUGAUUUUGAGUUUUCUUCCAGCCCUCUGAAUGGGCAAAGUUAGAGUGCCACAACACUGAACUGCAGCACCCCAAAAUCAUACAUAUUAUGUUAAUUGAUGCAGGAGGGCUGGGGGAGUUGACCAAUCAGGUUCAAGUGAUGUUUUUUUUCAUAUCCACUUCUAAAUCUAUUGUCAAAACAUGCCCUACAAGCUGGUUGAGAACAGGGUUCACUACAUAUUCGUCGCCAAACCCACUGGCUCCAGGUCAUCUAUAAAUCACUUCUAGGCAAAUCCCCGCCUUAUCUUAGCUCAUUGGUCACCAUAGCAACACCCACCCGUAGUCUGCACUCCAGCAGGUAUAUCUCACUGGUCAUCCCCAAAGCCAACACCUCCUUUGGCCGCCAUUCCUUCCAGUUCUCUGCUGCCAAUGACUGGAACAAACUGCAAAAAUCUCUGAAGCUGGAGACUCUUAUCUCCCUCACUAACUUUAAGCAUCAGUUGUCAGAGCACCUUACCGAUCACUGCACCUGUACACAGCCCAUCUGAAAUUAGCCCACCCAACUACCUCAUCCCCAUAUUGUUAUUUAUUUUGCUCAUUUGCACCCCAGUAUCUCAAUUUGCACAUCAUCUUCUGCACAUCUAUCACUCCAGUGUUAAUACUAUUGUAAUUAUUCUGCACUAUAGCCUAUUUAUUGCCUUACCUCCAUAACUUACUACAUUUGCACACACUGUAUAUAUAUUUUCUAUUGUAUUUUUGACAUUAUGUUUUUUUACCCCAUAUGUAACUCUGUGUUGUUGUUUUUAUCGCACUGCUUUGCUUUAUCUUGGCCAGGUCGCAGUUGUAAAUGAGAACUUGUUCUCAACUGGCUUCCCUGGUUAAAUAAAGGUGAAAUAAAAAGAUAAAAAAAGAAAAAGGGUAGAACCUUCCAAAAUGGUUCCAUAUAGCACCAAAAAGGGAUCCGCUAUGGUUACAAGACAAAGAACCCUUAUCUGGCACCAUGUAGAACCAUUUGGUUUUAGUGUGCAUAUACACACUUCAGCUGAUCACAUACUGCUGUAUGUCUUCUACAUCUGAAGAGACAGCUGGAAUACAGGUACGGGCAACUUCAGAAUAGCUGCCCUGUCUGAUUUCUGGAACUCAGCUGUCAGGAUCAAGGGAAAGAUGAACGGAGCAAAGUACAGAGCGAUCCUUGAUGAAAACCUGCUCCAGAGCGCUCAGGACCUCAGACUGGGGCGAAUAAUAACCUACCAACAGGAUAACGACCCUAAGCACACAGCCAAGACAACGCAGGAGUGGCUUUGGGACAAGUCUCUGAAUGUCCUUGAGUGGCCCAGCCAGAGCCCGGACUCGAACCCGAUCUAACAUCUCUGGAGAGACCUGAAAAUAGCUGUGCAGCGAUUCUCCCCAUCCAACCUGACAGAGCUUGAGAGGAUAUGCAGAGAAGAAUGGGAGAAACUCCCCAAAUACAGGUGUGCCAAGCUUGUAGCGUCAUACCCAAGAAGACUCGCUGCUGUAAUCGCUGCCAAAGGUGCUUCAACAAAGUACUGAGUAAAGCGUCUGAAUACUUAUAUAAAUGUGAUAUUUCUAUUUCUAUAUUUCUAUAAAAAUCCUGUUUUUGCUUUGUCAUUAUGGGGUAUUGUGUGUAGAUUGAUGAGGAGGAAAAAACUAUUUAAUCAAUUUUAAAAUAAGGCUGUAACGUAACAAAAUGUGAAAAAAGUCAAGGGGACUGAAUACUUUCCGAAUGCACUGUAAAUUCUUGCAAUUCUACACAUUUUGCCAUGGGAAGUAAAUAAAAUGUUGCAGUUUUAAAGCAAGUUUCCUGCAAUUCUACUAAUUUUGUCUUAGGGUGAAGAGAAAUGUUUGCAGUUUUGAAUAUGAUAUCUGAGUUAGAGUGCCUAACAAAAUCAAUGGGGUACCCCUGUUGGUAAUUUGACCAUGAUUACUACAAGUAAUAACAGGACCCUCGAUGUGAGAAACUUAAACAAGUCAAACUAAUAUCAUUGAAGAGUUGUUCACUUACACGGUAGAGACAAUAUAGUCCCAGUAACAGGUUGAGUUUUGCUGAUGUAAUAUGCUCUUUAGGAAUCAUGCAGAGGUGGAAUCAUAUUUUUUUGGUCUGUCAUUUAACAGACGCUCUUAUCCAGAGCGACUUACAAGAACAAUUAGGGUUAAGUGCCUUGGGCACGUUAACAGAUUUUUCACCUAGUUGGCUCGUGGACUCGAACCAGCAACCUUUCGAUUAUUGGCCCAACAUUUUAACCGCUAGGCCAGUUUUUGAGAAUUGUGUUUGUUUUGAUUAAUAUUGUUGUAUUUAUUGUAUGUUCAUGUUCACAGGGCUUCCUUGCAAAUGAGACCCUGGUCUCACCCUGUAGAAAUAAAAGUAAAAAAUAACGUUCCAGUUUUCCGUACGUCGUGUAAUAUAUUGGGUUGUGUUUGUGUAUUUCUAUGCUGUUGUCUCUAAAUGAAUUUCCAUGUAAAUGGACAAUAAAGUAUAUGGUAUCGUAGCGCAAACAGGACCCUCUGGAAUCUGACAGAACAGCAUCUAACUAGAUUUAUUAAAAUAAAAAUCUAAUCAAAUGAUUGACAACCUUGAUGAAGCUGAGAAAUAAUGACUGUAUCGAAAGAAGAGGAGGGUGCUCAACCAACGUGAGUCGAGGUGCAAAACAUGGAAUCAUCAUUGCAAAGGAAAAGGCACAACACUUCCUCGCCAUUAAAAAUGAUUUGUUUUAUUUAAGCAAGGUUAAGAGGUAAACGUUUCAGCCUUCAAUGGCCUUCAUCAGAAUAAUCACACAAAGGGAAUGGACAAGUUCACACAGGGUACGGGGAACACAAUUAGACAAUUAGGGAGAAAACUCUCUACAGCUGGUGGUGCUAAUGAGAGAGGGUGUGGUGGACUAUACAGGUUGGUCCUCAGGGUGAUGAGUGAGGAAGUUACAGAGGGUCAAAGAUCAUACCUCCCCAAAACUGCUAACCUCCCCUAUUAUUGGUAAUGGUGAGAGGUUACAUGGGGCAUUACUCUCAAGGUAGCAGGCUGGCUGAAAAACAUCAAGGGGGAUGACUGGGUCAAAAUACUGUAGGGUGAUGUCUGCCAAAUAUUAUGUGUCCCCUACAAUGUGACUGGCUCCAUCAACCUGAAUAAUUACUUCAUAAUUCAGUUUAGAUGGACAUUUUUACAAGUCUAUGUAAUGUUCCUAUGGAAUGCCAUUAGUGCAUCCACCAUAAAGAUAUGCCAUCUCAUCAACUGCCUGACUAUCAAUUUUCUUAUGCACUGGCCAAAUGACAUAUGCCGUGAUCUGUCCUGUAGUUUCUCAAGGCCUUCCUUCCAAAUCUUGUUUCGUUCUCUCGACUGGAAGGAUGGAGGAGUUUAAGGAUGGGGUUUGAAGGGGAGGUGCUGGCUGGCUGCUUACACUCACCGUUAGUUUUGUGUCUUAUGAUAGCUAGCUUGUUGCAAGUCAGAACAUUUAUCAGAAACACAACCUCUGUUUGGAGUCUCGGCUUCGAGGCUAUGUCUCCUGAGGUUGUGGAUUAUGGUCCAAUCUGAGCACUGACAUCAAUCAAAACAGUUAGUCUUGAACAGUUAUCCUAUUUCCCAUGUAAAAUAGCCUUUGGGUGACCAAAUCAUCACCCAUACUAUAUUUUCCCCUUUUAAAUCCUCAGUUGAUAAAACGUACCUUUUUCUCUCAUCUCUAACUAUCAGUAAGAGUGAAGGACAGGCUAGGUGGCCAUAGCAACAUACAAACUUGUAAUACAUUACAUCAUGUUUUGACAAAUCAUUUGUUUAUCCAACCAUUUGUUCAUUUGUGGGCUUGUGUGUGUGUGUGUGUGUGUGUGUGUGUGUGUGUGUGUGUGUGUGUGUGUGUGUGUGUGUGCAGAGAGACGCUGGGGAGGGGAGUGUGUGUCAGUCAUUCAGGGAUAAAUAGAGAGGCAGAGCUCAGAGUUUGUCAGAAGGUUGACCUGACAGGGUCACACAUAGGACCAAGCAGGAGCAGGACCUCAGCAUUUGGACCCUUUAUUACAAAUGGAGACACAUGAAGAUGUUCAAUACUGUUUUCAAGACAGAAACUCUUCUUGCAGAAAGGCUUUGCUAUCGACAUCUAUCUACAUAACACUGUACAUCUUCUUCUCAUUGAUUUCAGCAGUUACAGUAUUUUUGAACAUGCUGGUGAUCAUCUCCAUCUCUCACUUCAAGCAGCUCCACACUCCAACCAACCUGCUCAUCCUCUCUCUGGCUGUGGCAGAUUUCCUGGUGGGACUGAUUGUGAUACCAUUAAUGACUGUAGCAUUAAUGGAACCAUGCUGGAAUGUUGGGGAAUAUUUCUGUGGGUUUUAUUUCUACAUCACUUGUUUGUGUUCUUCUUUAUCUGUGGGCAGUUUGGUCUUGAUAUCUAUUGACCGUUAUGUUGCUGUGUGUGAUCCCUUAAUGUACCACUCUAAAAUAACAAUAACAAGAAUGAUGUGUUGUAUAUCCAUUACCUGGUGUUUUUGUAUCAUAUACGAUGCUGCUAUUGCAAAAAUAGUUGUAAAUGUACAGGUACCCAGUAUGUGUUUGAAAGAAUGUUUUACUGUAGAAGGGUCAGUCUUGGGUACUAGAAUUGACUUUGUAAUUACAAUGGUUGUCCCGUGCUCUAUUAUUAUAACACUUUAUUUGAAAAUAUUUGUGGUGGCCAUAUCACAGGCCAGAAAGGUAUUUUCAAAAGAGGCUGCCAGUGUGUCUGGUGUUAAAACUGUACAGGCAAAUAAGUCAGAGAGAAAAGCAUCAAAAACUCUAGCUAUUGUUGUUUUCACCUAUCUAAGUUGUUGGAUUCCAUUUUUUUUUUAUUUACAUUUUUUUUUUAUUGACAAUUUUUUAUCAUUUAUCAUCAGCUGUCUGCCACUUGUUAAUUCCUUAAUUAAUCCAAUAAUUUAUGCUUUCUUUUAUCCAUGGUUCAAAGUAACAGCUAAACUUAUUUUAACUUUGAAGUUAAGAUGUUCAUAGUUCCUAUGCUUUUAUUCCUAAAUAUGACACACAUAGGUUUGAUAUGUUUUGUAAUACAUUUGUUGAAAUUGCUUCUUUCAUGUAACAAUACACUGACAUUAUUCAUCUCAGUGUUGUCAUCAUAGAUACAUGUGGUGGUGAUACAGAAUGAUUUGGAUGGAUUGGAAUGGAAUGACUUGGAGAAGGUAUAUGAAGGCAUAAGCUUGUUUUAUAAAAUACAUUGUAGUCAUUUAGGGUUGAAUAUUCCAAAUACCAAAGUCUGUGGUUGUUCCAUGUUAUUUAAUGAUAAAAAGGAAGUAUUCCAAUAGUACAUUCCGAGGACGUCAAGAUUCAUUCUAUAUGUUGUUUAACAUCACCCUCUAGUGGCUCAAUUGGGACACAACGCCUUCAUCAAGUGUGGUAGAGUUUAGAUGUACAAUAAUGCAUGAUAUCAGAUAACGUCCAAGUCUAUCUCAAUGGUGUAUUGUAGUAGUUCAUGGUGAAAUGUAAGAAUAUGCAAUUAUGGGUAACACUUUAUAGUGUUCCGUAAUAAAUCAUUUGUAAGGCAUUUACAGUUUGCUCACCAUUUAUUAAUCAUUACUCCCACAUUUGUUAAAUGUUAGUAAGCUAGGUAUUUUCACAUUGAUAUAUAACUACUCUAUGCAUUAAUGAUAAAACACAACAGCGCAGGAGAUCGCAGCAGACACUUCAACCUCAACAUACUGGGUAUGAACACUACAAAAGUUGUUUAUAAAUGUGUGAAUAAAUUACUAAAACUAAUGUGUGUGUAAUGAUAAAUGAUGAAGAAAAUAUUUACUUUUUAAAGCUGCAAUAUGUAACUUUUUGGGUGACCCGUCCAAAUUCACAUAGAAAUAUGAGUUAUAGAGCUGUCAUUCUCAUUGAAAGAAGCGGUAGAUCUGUUCUAUGUAAGCUAUUACUAUGUUUCCCAUUCUUAAGUUUAGUUUUGUACUCCUUGGCUGUGUUGCCGACGGCUGUGUAGAUGGCUGAGUUACCUUCUUUAGAGCCUGUACCAUGUACAAAUCAUUUUUGGAUUUGACAUCAAAUGUUUAAUAUGAGGCGACAUUAUAGAAUGACACCUUUUAUUUGAGGGUAUUUUCAUAUGUAAAUUAGAACACCUUAUGUAUCUAGUCCCCCCAUUUGAAGAAGCCAUAAGAAUUUGGACAACUUCACUUGUGGUGUAUUAAAGGGAGUAACCCUUUAAACAUAAUGUUCAGUUAAAUUAUGUAUUUAGAUAUUGGUUCCCUUACCCUGUAAGCAGUCUAUGAACUGCUCUAAUGAGUGACUACAAUCCACCCUUUGGUUUUGGUAGUCACGCCAACAAACACGAAUGUUAGCAUUUUCAGAGAAAAUACGUUGCUUCCUUCAGCAUACUACUAAAACAGUGUGACUGUUUUGGAAUAAAACGUUCAGUAUAUUUCCUUUAACAUCCUCUGUGUUGUGUGCUUAUUGUUUAACCAUUGAUAUGUUCUAGGUCAUUUUGAGACCUUAAGGAGCAUCAGGUACUGCUGGAAUGUCUACCAAUGGCAUGUCCAUCUUUUUGUGAGAAUUUACAAUGGUCACUCAACGUUUAUUAAGGAUGAAUAGUCCUCGCUUUAGGGACUGCAACACAACUUUGCCAAUGAUUGGUAAAUGGGUUACAAGGACAUUUAUCAAACAUCUUAUGAAGGAUGUUAUUACAUACUAUAAAAGUUAUUUAUAAAUGUGUGAACAACUAGCUUAGUAACACAAAUGUGGGAGUAAUUAUGAAUAAAUGAAUAAACUAUUUCUUAAUCCAUUAAAUAUUAUUUAUUACAAGGUGUUAUUAUAAAGUGGUACCCAAUUUCUAUAUUCAUUCAGACUCAACAGCAUCUGAGAGCUGCUCUGGCAUGACCCCUGACCUGGCAGCAAUCUGACACUAUGAAUCAUUAAUGCAUUUAGUAGUUAUUUAUAAAUGUGAAAAUACCUAGCUUACUAACAUUUAACAAAUCUGUCAGUAAUGAUUAAUACAUGGUGAGCAAACUGUAAAUGCCGUACAAAUGGUUUAUUACUGAACAUUAAAGUUUUAUCCAUAAAUGCAUAUUCUUACAUUUCACCAUGAACUACUACAAUACACCAUUGAGUUAGACCUGGAAGUUAUCUGAUAUCAUGCAUUAUUGUACAUUUCAACUUUACUGCACUUGUUGAAGACGUUGUGUCCCAAUUGAGCCACUAGAGGGAGAUGUUAAACAACAUAUAGAAUGAAUCUUGACGUCCUCGGAAUGUACUAUUGGAAUACUUCCUUUUUAUCAUUAAAUAACAUGGAACAACCACAGACUUUGGUAUUUGGAAUAUACAAACCAAAUUGACUACAAUGUAUUUUAUAAAACAAGCUUAUGCCUUCAUAUACCUUCUCCAAGUCAUUCCAUUCCAAUCCAUCCAAAUCAUUCUGCAUCAACACCACAUGUAUCUAUGAUGACAACACUGAGAUGAAUAAUGUCAGUGUAUUGUUACAUGAAAGAAGCAAUUACAACAAAUACACUGCUCAAAAAAAUAAAGGGAACACUAAAAUAACACAUCCUAGAUCUGAAUGAAUGAAAUAAUCUUAUGAAAUACUUUUUUCUUUACAUAGUUGAAUGUGCUGACAACAAAAUCACACAGAAAUUAUUAAUGGAAAUCAAAUUUAUCAACCCAUGGAGGUCUGGAUUUGGAGUCACCCUCAAAAUUAAAGUGGAAAGCCACACUACAGGCUGAUCCAACUUUGAUGUAAUGUCCUUAUAACAAGUCAAAAUGAGGCUCAGUAGUGUGUGUGGCCUCCACGUGCCUGUAUGACCUCCCUACAACGCCUGGGCAUGCUCCUGAUGAGGUGGCGGAUGGUCUCCUGAGGGAUCUCCUCCUAGACCUGGACUAAAGCAUCCGCCAACUCCUGGACAGUCUGUGGUGCAACGUGGCGUUGGUGGAUGGAGCGAGACAUGAUGUCCCAGAUGUGCUCAAUUGGAUUCAGGUCUGGGGAACGGGCGGUCCAUAGCAUCAAUGCCUUCCUCUUGCAGGAACUGCUGACACACUCCAGCCACAUGAGGUCUAGCAUUGUCUUGCAUUAGGAGGAACCCAGGGCCAACCGCACCAGCAUAUGGUCUCACAAGGGGUCUGAGGAUCUCAUCUCGGUACCUAAUGGCAGUCAGGCUACCUCUGGCGAGCACAUGGAGGGCUGUGCGGCCCCCAAAGAAAUGCCACCCCACACCAUGACUGACCCACCGCCAAACCGGUCAUGCUGGAGGAUGUUGCAGGCAGCAGAACGUUCUCCACGGCGUCUCCAGACUCUGUCACGUCUGUCACAUGUGCUCAGUGUGAACCUGCUUUCAUCUGUGAAGAGCACAGGGGCCAAUGGCGAAUUUGCCAAUCUUGGUGUUCUCUGGCAAAUGCCAAACGUCCUGCACGGUGUUGGGCUGUAAGCACAACCCCCACCUGUGGACGUCGGGCCCUCAUACCACCCUCAUGGAGUCUGUUUCUGACCGUUUGAGCAGACACAUGCACAUUUGUGGCCUGCUGGAGGUCAUUUUGCAGGGCUCUGGCAGUGCUCCUCCUGCUCCUCCUUGCACAAAGGCGGAGGUAGCGGUCCUGCUGCUGGGUUGUUGCCCUCCUACGGCCUCCUCCACGUCUCCUGAUGUACUGGCCUGUCUCCUGGUAGCGCCUCCAUGCUCUGGACACUACGCUGACAGACACAGCAAACCUUCUUGCCACAGCUCGCAUUGAUGUGCCAUCCUGGAUGAGCUGCACUACCUGAGCCACUUGUGUGGGUUGUAGACUCCGUCUCAUAAUACCACUAGAGUGAAAGCACCGCCAGCAUUCAAAAGUGACCAAAACAUCAGCCAGGAAGAAUAGGAACUGAGAAGUGGUCUGUGGUCACCACCUGCAGAACCACUUCUUUAUUGGGGGUGUCUUGCUAAUUGCCUAUAAUUUCCACCUGUUGUCUAUUCCAUUUGCACAACAGCAUGUGACAUUUAUUGUCAAUCAGUGUUGCUUCCUAAGUGGACAGUUUGAUUUCACAGAAGUGUGAUUGACUUGGAGUUACAUUGUGUUGUUUAAGUGUUCCCUUUAUUUUUUUGAGCAGUGUAUAUUACAAAACAUAUCAAACCUAUGUGUGUCAUAUUUAGGAAUAAAAACAUAGGAACUAUGAACAUCUUAACUUCAAAGUUAAAAUAAGUUUAGCUGUUACUUUGAACCAUGGAUAAAAGAAAGCAUAAAUUAUUGGAUUAAUUAAGGAAUUAACAAGUGGCAGACAGCUGAUGAUAAAUAAUGAUACAUUGUCAAUGAAAAAAAAAGUAAAUAAAAAUAAAAUGGAAUCCAACAACCUAGAUAGGUGAAAACAACAAUAGCUAGAGUUUUUGCUGCUUUUCUCUGGCAGACAUCACCCUACAGUAUUCUGACCCAGUCAUCCCCCUUGAUGUUUUUCAGCCAGCCUGCUACCUUGAGAGUAAUGCCCCAUGUAACCUCUCACCAUUACCAAUAAUAGGGGAGGUUAGCAGUUUUGGGGAGGUAUGAUCUUUGACCCUCUGUAACUUCCUCACUCAUCACCCUGAGGACCAACCUGUAUAGUCCACCACCCCCUCUCUCAUUAGCACCAGCAGCUGUAGAGAGUUUUCUCUCUGUCUAAUUGUGUUCCCCGUACCCUAUGUGAACUUGUCCAUUCCCUUUGUGUGAUUAUUCUGAUGAAGGCCAUUGAAGGCUGAAACGUUUACCUCUUAACCUUGCUUAAAUAAAACAAAUCAUUUUUAAUGGCGAGGAAGUGUUGUGCCUUUUCCUUUGCAAUGAUGAUUAUAUUUUUUGCACCUCGACUCACGUUGGUUGAGCACACUCCUCUUCUUUCGAUACAGUCAUUAUUUCUCAGCUUCAUCAAGGUUGUCAAUCAUUUGAUUAUAUUUUUAUUUUAAUAAAUAUAGUUAGUUGCUGUUCUCUCAGAUUCCAGAGGGUCCUGUUUGCGCUACGAUACCAUAUACUUUAUUGUCCAUUUACAUGGAAAUUCAUUUAGAGACGUCAGCAUAGAAAUACACAAACACAACCCAAUAUAUGACACGACGUACGGAAAACUGGAACAUUAGUACACAAGUCACACAUUAACAUAUUCACAUAUUGGAAACAUGCUGGGCUCUGUCAUAAUGACACUUAUAUCACUCUACCAAUGAAAGGUGUCAACCACACACUCAAAUACAUCUACUACAUUUAUAUAUAUAUACAGUGGGGGAAAAAAGUAUUUAGUCAGCCACCAAUUGUGCAAGUUCUCCCACUUAAAAAGAUGAGAGAGGCCUGUCAUUUUCAUCAUAGGUACACGUCAACUAUGACAGACAAAUUGAGAAAAAAAAAUCCAGAAAAUUACAUUGUAGGAUUUUUUAUGAAUUUAUUUGCAAAUAUGGUGGAAAAUAAGUAUAUAUUUUGUACUUUUAUUUAUACAGGGUGGGUCACCAUUGAGACCAGGGUCUCAUUUGCAAGGAAGCCCUGUGAACAUGAACAUACAAUAACUACAACAAUAUUAAUCACAACAAACACAAUUCUCAAACACCGGCGGCAGGUAGCCUAGAGGUUAAGAUGUUGGGCAAAUAAUUGAAAGGUUGCUGGUUCGAAUCCAUGAGCUAACUAGGUGAAAAAUAAUGAUAACAGCGUCUGUUAAAUGACAGACCAAAAAAAUAUGAUUUCACCUCUGCAUGAUUCCCUAAAGAGCAUAUUACAUCAGCAAAACUCAACCUGUUACAGGUUGUCUAUACCGUGUAAGUGAACAUCUCUUUUUAUUGAUAUUAGUUUGAUUUGUUUAAGUUUCUCACAUCGAGGGUCCUGUUAUUACCUGUAUGCAAGGCUCUGGAAUAAUGAGGUCCAAAACUCUAAGGAAAUCUACCAAUGAAAGGUGUUGGAGAAACACAAAUGCUUUACUCCAGUAAGGUCCUAAUACAGCAUAAACAUUCAAAGUGAACCUGAGUACACCUCUAUUGUCUUUUGUGUGGUUUGCAAGCCCUGCCACAUCCGACGAGCGUCGGAGCCGGUAUAGUACGAUUCGAUCUUAGUCCUGUAUUGACGCUUUGCCUGUUUGAUGGUUCGUUGGAGGGCAUAGCGGGAUUUCUUAUAAGUUUCCGGGUUAGAGUCCCGUUCCUUGAAAGCGGCAGCUCUACCCUUUAGCUCAGUGCGGAUGUUGCCUGUAAUCCAUGGCUUCUGGUUGGGGUAUGUACGUACAGUCACUGUGGGGACGACGUCAUAGAUGCACUUAUUGAUGAAGCCAGUGACUGAUGUGGUGUACUCCUCAAUGCUAUCUGAAGAAUCCCAGAACAUAUUCCAGUCUGUCCUAGCAAAACAGUCCUGUAGCUUAGCAUCUGCUUCAUCUGACCACUUUUUUUAUUGACCGAGUCACAGGUGCUUCCUGCUUUAGUUUGUAGUUAUCCUGCCUCUGAAUCAUGACUCUGUCACAGAUAGGAUCUGAACCCUGGUAUCCUGAGUGGAAAACCAACAUCUGAACCAAUAGGCCAAGAAGGAAGUACCUCUUGGACCGAGGGUGACACUGAUUUUGAAGUACCAGGCAGGGCUACCAUGAAGAAGUAGGUUUUCAGACUACACCUACCCAUAACCUCACUCAAGUCUCAAUCCUACACCACUCUCUAUAGUGUUCUGACAAAUAACAAGACAUUUUCACAAGUACAGAACUGAAAUGUCUUUUCUUUUUUUUUAUAUCCUCUCUUAGUUGGCAGAUCCUGAUUUCAUGGGGCAUGAUCCAGGAUCGACACAUAUAUAUUAUGAUCAAGAAUCAAUUUAGACAUAUCUUACAUACCAAAAGACUCAACAGCACGUGAGAGAGCUGCUCUGGUGUGACCCCUGACCUGGCAGCAGUGAUGUAGUGAGAGCAGUGGUAGUGAGAGCAGUGGUAGUGAGAGCAGUGGUAGUGAGAGCAGUGGUAGUGAGAGCAGUGGUAGUGAGAGCAGUGGUAGUGAGAGCAGUGGUAGUGAGAGCAGUGGUAGUGAGAGUAGUGGUAGUGAGAGUAGUGGUAGUGAGAGGGUAGUGGUAGUGAGAGCAGUGGUAGUGAGAGCAGUGGUAGUGAGAGCAGUGGUAGUGAGAGUAGUGGUAGUGAGAGCAGUGGUAGUGAGAGCAGUGGUAGUGAGAGCAGUGGUAGUGAGAGUAGUGGUAGUGAGAGCAGUGGUAGUGAGAGUAGUGGUAGUGAGAGCAGUGGUAGUGAGAGCAGUGGUAGUGAGAGCAGUGGUAGUGAGAGCAGUGGUAGUGAGAGCAGUGGUAGUGUUCAUACCCAGUACGUUGAGGUUGAAGUGUCUGCUGCGGUCUCCUGUGCUGCUGUGUUUCCAUCGUUCAGCCAGGUGAUAGCAGGAAGAGGGAUGCCAGAGGCCUCACAGGGUUGUUCACCACCACACUCACAUUUUCUGGGACCUGGUUCUGACCACAGAUCCUGGGGGAGUCUGGAGGGACAAAACACAUUCGUAUAUUAACACACAUAUAGAAACACAUCACGUACAGAAUGUGGACCCAAAUGGCAGAUAAACAUGAAGGCAUGAAGACAUCAUACUAUAGAUCAGAUUAGCAGGUGUAGGUGAUUUGAAGUUUUAUUUUCUGACGUAUACUCCAUUUCAUAGAGGAUAGCCCCUCCCACUCUCUAUGUUAUGUUAUGGUACGUUGGUGAGUCUCACCAUGUAUGUUGAUGUCAUGCUUGCUGUUGGCCUGUCCCGGCACAUUCACAGCCACACGUGUAGAGUCCUGUGUCCAACACCUUGGCGUCCUUUAUCUGCAGCAGACGCCCCUUGUUCAGCACUUGAGCCCCACACUGGCCUGUGAUUAGUCGACCGUCCUUCAACCAUGUGACCGCUGGGCGGGUGUGUUUUGCAUGUCUGUUGUAAAGUUUCUAAGAUAGUGGAUUUUCAAGAAGCAAAGUGUCACCUGCCACAUCAUCAUGAUGAUGCGUUUUGCAUCAUAUGAUUAAUUUUGCAUCAUAUGAUGAUGUGGCAGGUGACACUUUGAUUCAUGUUUUCCAGUGAAAUUAUCCUUUAAAGCUGGAAACCAUAGCGGUGAAACUGCCAACUCCGUUUGCGAUAUUACAACAACAAAGUUACUUCAAACAAGGAAGUUCGUUUUUUCCCCUCAGACAUCAUUGAACAGUAUGUACUAUGCAAUUUUUUUACCACGAUGCAGGAUGCUCCUCAAUGGUUCUGUUUCACCUUAUGCGGAUCUCAUCUUAAAAUAUAUAUAUAUAUUCUUUCAUUAUAUGAUUAGGAACUGUUAAGUUGCGUCAAUUCAAAUCUGGUAUUAGGAACAAAAGAGGUCAAUACACGUCUUCUAAAAUAGACUAGUAUUUUAAUUAAUGCAAACCACUUCAAUGGUAAAUAUGAUGUUCGUAUAUACGGGUCCACUGAAAUACGUCGCAGGGCACUCAGAGAACUGGUCCAUUGUUAUGAGUUCUUCUUAAAAUACUCUGACAGAGAUAGUUCCCGCUCCCUGCUGGCCAAUCAGAGUAGAGACUGAGCGUGGUUUAGACUUACUCAGCCAAUCCGUUGGCGCACAGGCUGGUCCCAUCCCCUUGGCGCUCCACUGUUGCCAGGCAUAAGUUGUUUUGCAACUUAUCCAGAAAGUCAGCACUUUUGCAGUACACGUCCUUGGACGGUUCACAGAUCACAAAGAAGCAGUGUAGUCUAGUAUUUUGAGACACAAGUUCUUAUCUCAUCCUACCCCCUAACGUUCCUCACAUGAAUCACAGCUUGUUAUGUGAAACAAUCCAUAUCAGCACAGUACAAACCUUCUACGUUUUAAUCAUUAAUGCAUUCUUUCUAAGUUAGUCAUCCCAUCCAGUUAUGAGAAAAUAAAUCCCCACAGAACUCAGUCAGGGUCUCAACUUGAUGGUAAGAGUUAGAAUAGUAGAAUACAGGUAAAAUUGUGGCAUUUCGUUGUGCAUCAGCAGUUUUUCCCUUGUUAUGUCAGUUAACAUUUUUUAGAUUUGUAAAUUAGUAUAGCCAGCAGUCUAAACUUGUAGUAAUCAUGGUCAAAUUACCAACUGGGGAUCCCCAUUGAUUUUGUUAGGCACUCUAACUCAGAUAUCAUAUUCAAAACUGAAAACAUUUAUCUUCACCCUACGACAAAAUUAGUAGAAUUGCAGGAAAUUAGCUCUAAAACUGCAAAAAAAUAUUCUCAGCCCCAUGGCAAAAUGAGUAGAAUUGCAGGAAACUUGCUUUAAAACUGCAACAUUGUCUUUACUCCCCAUGGCAAAAUGUGUAGAAUUGCAAGAAAUUACAGUGCAUUCGGAAAGUAUAAGACCCCUUGACUUUUUCAAAAUGUUGUUACGUUACAGCCUUAUUUUAAAAUUGAUUUUAAAACAUGUUUUCCCUCAUCAAUCUACACACAAUACCCCAUAAUGACAAAGCAUAAACAGUUUUUAUAUUUUAAAAAAAUGAUUAAAAACAAAACACUGAAAUAUAACAUUUAAAUACGUUUUCAGACCCUUUACUCAGUACUUUGUUGAAGUACAGUUGAAGUCGGAAGUUUACAUACACUUAGGUUGGAGUCAUUAAAACUUGGUACUGGCAGAGAACUGGCGUAAACAGGGUCAUAACUACAGACUGGUGCUGGAGCUGCAGCCACAUCCAGUCCACACCCUGACCACAGACACCUUCAUGUCCCACCAUCCGGGGGAAGGCUGUCCCCUUCAGGCCGACUGUAACCCUCCCAGAGUUCCAGGCCUCACUGGUGGCUGUAUCCCUGAACCCGCUCCAGUGCCGCUCUCGGCAGAAGAGGAGCGCCGUCUACCUCCCGGUGAUGCCCAGAAACGUGUGUAAGCCCCGCCGCCUCUACAUCGACUUCAAGGAUGUGGGCUGGCAGGACUGGAUCAUCGCUCCGCAGGGCUACCUGGCCAACUACUGCCACGGAGAGUGCCCGUUCCCACUGAGCGAGAGCCUGAACUGCACCAACCACGCCGUCCUGCAGACACUGGUGCACUCCCUGGACCCCCGCAGCAUGCCCCAGCCCUGCUGCGUUUCCAUCCACCUGUCACCUGUCUCAAUGCUCUACUACGACAACAACAACAACAUAGUCCUACGUCACUACCAGGACAUGGUGUUGGAUGAAUGUGGCUGCAGAUGA
This is a messenger RNA of Coregonus sp. 'balchen', 21050 nucleotides long. The record is from the annotation of a GenBank genome assembly. Lineage: Eukaryota; Metazoa; Chordata; Actinopteri; Salmoniformes; Salmonidae.